AUGGACCCCACCCAGGCCCUGCCCUCCUCCCUCAGCCAGUUCCGGGAUCGUCUUUUCUGGGAUCGCUUUUUCAAAGACAGAAAUUCAAAACCCUUCGAGUGGUAUGGGACUUAUUCGGAUUUUAGGGGGGCCCUGGGGGCCCUGGGUCUCCUGCAGGGUUCAGCUGCAGAGGGGGCCCCCGGGGGCCCCUCAGGGGGGCCCCCAGGGGGGCCCCCCGGGGGGCCCCCAGGGGAGGGCCCCCAGAACCCCCUAGUGCUCCAUGUGGGCUGCGGCAAUUCCACGCUAGCUAAGGAGCUCUACGAUGACGGCUACACGCAAAUAGUAAAUGUUGAUUUUUCUCCAAUUGUCAUUGAGGAGAUGAAAGAGAAAUACAAAAAUAUAAAAACCCUAAAAUGGCAUUGUUUAGAUAUAAAGGGAAAGGGCCUCCAGGAGGCCUUUCUGGGGCAGGGGGCCCCUGGGGGCCCCCCUCAGGGGCCCCCCUCAGGGGCCCCCUCGGGGGCACCCCCCGAGGGGCCCCCGGGGGCCCCCCCCUUUGAUUUGGUACUAGAAAAAGGGUUUUUAGAUGCUUAUCUUUCUAUAGAUCAUGAAGAGCCAGCAGGAGAAGAGAGGGGCCCCCAAGAAGUACCCAGUCAGGGGGCCCCCGGGGGCAGCAGCAGCUCUGACGCCCCUGGGGGGCCCCCCAACGGGGGCCCCCAGGGGGGCCCCCAGGGGGGCCCCCAGGAGGGGGCCCAGGGGGCCCCCUAUGACUAUCGAAAGGCAGCAGCAGAAUACUUUGAAGGAGUUUUGGAUGUGCUGAAGGAUGGGGGGUCGUUUGUCCUUAUAACCCUUGCGCAAGAUUAUAUUUUGAAGGAAUUGGUUCGGUUUUUCUUAACUCGCCAAGUUCAGAUAGACAUGGUCUUUUGCCCCUCAGCUGACAGCAUAUCUGAGGGGGGCCCCUCAAGUCAAUUGCAGCCAUUUCUAAUUAGGGUUAAAAAGGGGGGCCCCCAGGGGGCCCCCCAGGGGGCCCCCCAGGGGGCCCCCCAAGGGGCACCCCAGGGAGCCCCACAAGAAACAAACGGGCAGAAAGCGAUCCGGGUACCGAUGUGCACGCUGUCAAAUGUACCUGGAAAAAAGGGCCCUGAGACGUUUCCUCUAUGGGAGCUGACAAGUACUGCAUUGAGGGAACUCGCCUGGACCUUCGUCACAGAAGAGGGCAACCAGCAGGUGGCGGAGCAGCUGGACGUGGGGCGUUUGUUGGUGGUGACAUUUCCGUUGGGGUUUGAAGAGAGUGUUGGAGAAGACAAAAAGGAAAUAAAAGAAAACGAAAGAGAAAACAAAAAAGAAAAUAAAAAAGAAAUUAAAAAUGAAAUUAAAAACCUUCUCAAUGAUUCUUUUGUUUCUUCAAAUUGGACUCAUUUAAUUCAAGAAGCUCAAAAGACACUCGGGCCUCUUCUCAGGGAAUUCGCCCUCGACUCCGAGACUCCAAUCCCCAUCAUGACUAUGGGAGAUCAAGUCCCUGUCAGGUCCAUUUUACUUCGACAACUUUCUUCUUUUUCUGGACAAAUUCUCGUCAGAGAUGUUCAGGACACAACCCUUUUAGGGGACUCGACCCCCAGGGGGGGCCCCGCGGGCACAGAAGGAAUGGCAAGACUGAGGGUACCCAACGGAGCCUCGCCCACGGACAAUUCCAAAGUCGAAUUUUUGUUCCAAGACCCUGCAGCCGCUUAUUACUGCGCCAUUGUCAUGGCGAUGGGCUACUCGAGCAAACUCGCCUCUUCUCACUGGGGGGCUUGCAACACUGUCAACGCCGUUCUUCUGGGACUAGGAGGCGGAGUGCUGGGCUCUUUGCUGCACCGGCUUUUUGGCUGGUUUGGCCUGGCGCUGACUGUGGUGGAAAUUGACCCAGAAAUAAUCAAAGUGGCAAAAAAUUUUUUCGGAUUUCAAGAAGAAGAAUCUCCUUUGCUGCGCUGCGUCUGCAGCGAGGGCCUGAGCUACGUGCAGCAGCUGCCUGCUGCUGCUGCUGCUCCCGCUGCUGCUGCUGCUGCUGCUGCCCCCGCUGCUGCUGCUGCAGCAGCAGCAGCAGACAUAAUAAUAAUAGACAUAAACAGCGGCAGCAAAAGCGACGCUCUGGUGUGCCCCCCCAAGGCUUUUGGAGAAAAAGAAACUUUAAAACUUUUUAAACAAAAAUUAAAUCCAAAAGGAGUUUUAAUUACAAAUUUACUUUGCAGGUCCAAACAAAACAAAAAAGAAUUUUUGAAUUCUUUAAAAGAGGAAUUUUCUUUCGUCGCGGUCUUCAACGUCCCAGAGGACGUUAACGAGGUCUGCGUUGCCAUCAAGGAGGGGCCCCCAACAGAGGGGGGCCCCCAACCCUCAGGAGUUUCUUCAGCAGAGCUGCUGCGGCGCCUGCAGUACUUGGAGCGUUCGUUCCUGCAGCACACGGGCAGCAAAGGGGGUUGGCUAGCUGGGCAAACUUCGAAGGAGUGGGUGGAGAGGGUCAAGCCCUGGCCUUGCCCCGAAGAGGAAGCCUUUUGA
Molecule: messenger RNA, 2511 nt
Organism: Eimeria tenella
Lineage: Eukaryota; Apicomplexa; Conoidasida; Eucoccidiorida; Eimeriidae
Product: methyltransferase domain containing protein, putative
Exons: 14
Coding region: 1-2511 (836 amino acids)
Source: RefSeq, a predicted model, not a curated record